Apus apus (common swift) is the source of this 6232-nucleotide messenger RNA. Its product is annotated as maestro heat-like repeat-containing protein family member 1. Lineage: Eukaryota; Metazoa; Chordata; Aves; Apodiformes; Apodidae. Gene Ontology annotation, cellular component: cytoplasm. The record is from RefSeq and is a predicted model, not a curated record.
GGGCGGGGCAGGGGGCGUGGCCUCACCCGGAAGCGGCGCCGGGGCCCGAGCAGGUCCCGGUUCGGCGGCGGCCGCGGUCAGGAAGGAGCAACCCCCGGGAUGCGCUCCCGCCGCCUCCGGCCUCUCUGAGGGACCAUCCCGGGCACCGAUGGAAACUCGGCCCCCCCGGGCGGCCUCGGGACGCCGGGAACCGGGAUCACUCCCCGCCGGGAACCGGGAUUUCUCCUUCCCCACCGCUGCCCCGGAGCCUCCUCCUCCUCCCGGCUGAUCCCACCGCCCCUCCCCGCUCCCCCCCGCCCGGGGGCUUCGUCCCGUGGGAAGGAAAAGAAUCCAAGGAGGAAAAAUAGGAUCCCCAGGGCGGCCCGGGCUGGCGAGGGCAGGAGCUGCCGCCCCGCUGGGCAGCCUGAGGACCAGGAGCAUGGCGGAGGCGCGGGUCCGGCGGCUCGCCACCACCUUGAUGGAUGCCACCACAGACAAGGACCCCCUGGUCCAGGAGCAGAUCUACAACGCCCUGUGCUACCUGGGGGAGUCUGAGCCCGAGGAGAUCCUCAACUCCUGCGACGAGUACCUGCGGCAGCACGACAAGCUGGCCUAUCCUCACCGGGUGAUCAUCCUCAAGGCCAUGGAGACCGUGGUGAAGGAGAACAUCGCCCUCCUGGACAAGAGCACGGCCAAGGUGGUGAUCUUCCUGGCAUCCAACGAAAUGACCAAGUCAAAGGAGGUGGUCCGGGACUGGCAGCAGGCAGCCAGCAACCUCCUGGUGGCCGUGGGGCAGCGCUUCAUCAACAAGGUGAUGGAAGAAGUCCUCUCCAAGUUCCAGCCCGGGAUCCUGCCCCACUAUUUUGUCCUGCAGACCUUUGCAAACCUCUCGGUGUCCAACGUGUUUGGAAUGGUGCCCUUCCUCAACUCCAUCCUGGGGACGAUGCUGCCCAUGCUGGGCAUGGCCAAGCAGGACCACAUGAAGUCUGUCUUCUGCUACGCUCUGCAGCACUUCAGUGAGAGCAUCCAGGAGUACCUGGCCAACCUGGACAAGGCCCCCGACCCCACGGUCAGGAAGGACACCUUCUCCAAUGAGAUCUUCAGUGCCUAUGAAGUGCUCUUCAACAGCUGGCUGCAGCACAGGGAGGCCAAGCUGAGACUGGCCGUGGUGGAGGCCCUGGGACCCAUGAGUUACCUGAUGCCCGGGGAGAAGCUGGAGGAGCAGCUCCCAAAACUGAUUCCAGGCAUCCUCAGCCUCUACAAGAAGCACACAGAGGCCUUCUACGUAUCCAAGAGCCUGUGCCAGAUCCUGGAAGCUUCUGUCAACAUCGGCAGCCGCAGCCUGGACGUGCAGCUGGACUCUCUGCUGGGGACCCUGCACCCCCAGAUCUGUGCUCCUGCAGAUCCCUCUGUCCCCCUGGCUGUGAAGAACCACACUGAGGUUCUCCGGUGCUUUACCGUGCUGGCCUGCUCCUUCCCGGACCGUGUGCUGACCUUCCUCCUCCCAAAGCUGGAGAGCAGCAACGAGAGGACCCGGGUGGGGACACUGCUCAUCAUGAGGCAGAUCAUCAACAGUGCCCCCUCUCAGAUGGAGAUUAAAAAGCCUUUCAUCCUUUCUUCUAUGAGACUUCCUCUGCAGGACAGCAGCAACAAGGUGAAGAGGGCCCUGGUGCAGGUGACCAGUGCCAUGGCUCACCACGGGUACCUGGAGCAGCCUGGUGGAGAGGCCAUGGUGGAGUUCCUGGUGCGGCAGUGCGCCCUGAGCCCGCAGGCGCAACCCAAGAAGCAGCCCCUGGAUGCUGAUGACCUCACGAGUGACAGUGUCCGGAGCAUCAGCAUCAACACCCUCUUUCUGCUCAGCACCACAGUGCACAGGAUGAACAACGUCCUGUGGCCCUACCUGCUGGAGUUUGUCACCCCCAUGCAGUUCACCAACGCCCUGACCCCGCUCUGCAAGAGCCUCAUGUACUUGGCCAUGAAGAAGCAAGAGGAGGGAGAAAAGGCCUCGCUCAUCCGCUACGACCUGAACGCAAACCUUCCCUCUCCCUACGCCCUCACGACCCGACUGCUGGUUGUCUCCUCCCAGCCCUUCCUGGGGGAGAGGCGCGGGGCGGCCGCGCUGCGCCUGCUGCUGGUGCUGCCCCGCAGCCUCCACCCCGCGCUGGAGCCGCUCUGGAGCAAGAGGGUUCCUCUCCUGGUGGAGCACAUAGAAGAGAACACAGAGAAGUCCCUGUCCCAGAAGGAGUGGGAAGAGAAGCUGCUGCUGUUCCUCCAGGAGACACUGGCUGCUGUGCCUGACACCUCCUGGGCUUGUCACUUGGUCACCGAGAUGUGUCGGCAGCUGAGCAGCUACAGCGGGAUCCCCACGGAGAAGAACUUCCUGUAUAAAUGCAUCGGGACGACCCUUGGUGCCUGCACCAGCAAAGACUUCGUGCAGAAGCAGCUCCAGGAGCUCCUGGAAACAGCCAGAUACCACGAGGAGGCAGAAAGGGAGGGACUCGCGUGCUGCUUCGGGAUCUGUGCCAUAAAUCACCUGGAGGAGACCCUGGCCAAGCUGGAGGAGUUUGUCAAGUCUGAUGUCUUCAAGAAAUCCGUGGGGCUGUUCAGUAUCUUCAAGGACCGCAGCGACACCGACGUGGAGAAGAUCAAGAGCAGCCUCAUCCUCUGCUAUGGGUACGUGGCUGUUUAUGCUCCCAAGGAGCUGGUGCUGUCCAAGAUCGAAGCAGACAUCCUGAAGAACAUCUUCCAGUACUUCAACACCAAGGUUCUGGGCAUAAAAAUAGAAACCAAGGACCUGACCCUGAAGCUCUGCCUCAUCAGGAGCAUCUGCAUGAUCAGCCAAGCCAUCUUCAACGGGGGGAAGUGUGGGGACUUCAUCUUCUCCCGUAAAGCUGAGCUGGUGGCCCAGAUGGUGGAGUUCAUCAGGGCCGAGCCCCCGGACGCCCUGCGGACGCGGGUUCGCCAGCGCGCCAUGGCCGCCUGCACCUCCCUGCUGGCCCUGGAGCCCCAGCUGAGUGACCCCGACAGGACAGAGCUGGUUGACACCUGCCUGGCUGGGGUGCUGGCCCUGCCACCUGAGACGGGGAAGGAGCGGGAUGAGAAUGGAGCUGACGUCCUGCAGAAGGAGAUGCUGUAUGAUGACACCAUGAGUGCCCUCAAGGACCUGCUGAAGAGACUCCUGCAGAGGAACUUGACCCCCCACGGGCUGCAGGACAUGUUUGCACAUUUGGGCCCCUGGAUCAAGUCCCCGAAGGAGCAGGAGCGGCAGCGCGCGGUGGAGCUCAGUGCUGCCCUGCUGGGCUUCUACCUGAGCAAGCUGAACGUCAGUACUGUCAUCCCCUUCUUCAACCUGGGGGUCCUCACCGCCCUCUUCGCCCCGCGCUGCUCCGACGCCCUGGGCAGCGUUCGCCGAGACGCCGUCGACUGCGUCUACUCCCUGCUCUACAUCCAGCUCUGCUACGAAGGUUACGCCCGGGACUACAGAGAUGAGAUGGUGGAAGGGCUGCAAGCUCUGAAGAAGGGCCUGGAGGAGCCCGACUUCACUGUUCUCUUCCACACCUGCAGCAACAUGGCCAUGGUGAUCGGGAGACGCGUCCCCCCGGAGCAGCUGAUGAGCCUCCUGCUCUCCAUGUUUGAGGGGCUGGUGGACCCGGACACCAACUGCUCCCGGGCGGCCACUGUCAUCAUCAACUGCCUCCUGAAGGAACGUGGGGGAGUCUUGCAGGAGAAGGUUCCUGACAUCCUGAGCAUCAUCCACAGCAAGCUGGAGGAGGUGGAUGAGGAGCACAUCCGGAAGGCAGCCCAGCAGACAGUCUUCAUCCUGGCCUCCCAGCACAAGAGCGUGGUGGUCUCCAGCCUGCUGGGCAGCUCCCUGCCCUUUGACAGCCACACCUGCGCCAUGUGGAGGUCCCUGGCCAGCGAGCCCACCCUCACCUCCCAGAUCCUGGAGCAGCUCCUGGAGAAGCUGAGCAGGGACGUGCCCUACAAGGAGAGCAGGGGCUUCCUGCUGGGCAGCAGCUCGGAGCGCGUCGCCACCCUCCUGCCCCUGGCCGCCACAUGUGCUCUGCAUGAGAUCAUGUCUGCGCCGGAGUCGGGGCCAGCGGUGCUGGGGCUCUACCCGCUGCUCUUCGUCACCCUCCUGCUGCGCCUCAGCUGCACCCUGGGGGUCCAGCUCCCGAGGAGCCUGCAGGGCAGGGAGAAGAGGAGCAGCAGCAGCCAAGGCCCAGCUCCCCGGAGCCUGCAGCCCUGCAGCUCUGCGGUGCAGACCCUGCAGGUGCUGCUGGCCCGGGCUGGCUCUGAGCAGGUGGCCCAGGCCGUGGGCAGCGCGGGCGGCUGGGACAUGAUGGCGAGUCCUGAGAGGCACCACGAGGGCAUCGCCCUGCUGGCCGGCGCCAUGGCGCGGCACGCCGGGCCCCGGCUGCCCCUGGUGGUGAAGAACCUGAUCCCCACGCUCAGCAGCGUCUUCGACAGCCAGAGGGUCACCACCACGGCCUUCUUUGCAGAGCUCCUCAACAGUAACGUGGUGAACGACCUGAUCCUGCUGGAAACCAUGCUGGACAACAUGACAGGGAGGCAGAAGGAUCCCUGCCAGCUGGUGCGGGUGCUGGCGCUGCGGGGACUGGGCAACGUGGCCUCGGGAUCGCCCGAGAAGGUGAGGAAGCACGGGGCCAAGCUCCUGGCCUCCAUGGUCAAUGGCAUGGAUGACAAAGAUGACCCCAACAACCUGGUUGCCCUGGAGGCCAUGUCCAGCCUCUCCAAGCUCCUGGAUCACGUGGAAGAGAGAGACAUCCAGUCCAUGCUCCUCCACAUUGCCAUCAGGAUCCGGCCUUUCUUCGACAGCGAGCAGCCCGAGCUCCGCCAGUCCUCCAUCGUCCUCUUUGGCAACCUCACCAAGUUCAGCCAAGUCAACUGUGAAGUUUUCUUCGAGCAGAUCCUCAAUGGGCUGGUCCCACUGCUGCUGCACCUCCAGGACCCCAAGCUGGAGGUCAUCAAGGCCUGCAAGUUUGCCCUGCGCAUGUGUGGGCCCAGCAUGGGCUGUGAGGGGCUCUGUGACAUGUUCCUCAACCACCUGCGGGAGGAGCGGAGCCUGCACUACGGGGAGUUCAUGAACGACGUCUGCAAACACCUGAUGCAGAGCUACCCAGAGAUGCUCAACCGCCUGGUCUCAACCAACCUCUUCUACUUCAAGAGCACCUGGGUGGACAUCCGAGCAGCUGCCCCCAUGUUCAUUGGCUUCCUGGUGCUGCACGUGGAUGAAGAACAUGGUCAUCAAGUGGACCUGGACCAGCUCAUUUCAGCUCUGAACCUGCUCCUCAAGGACCCCGUUCCCGCCGUCCGGGUGAAGGUGGCCGAGACCUUGGGUCGCCUGGUCAGGAUCCUGUGACCCCAGGACCCCCCUGCCACCCCCAGCAGCAAUAGGUGGGUGGGCUCCUCGGCCCCCAGCCCCACGGCCACGUCUUCCUGCCUCCAGCACCUGCCCAGGGGCUGCUCCUCCUGCCUCCCACGGCAGCUCCAGCCUCUUCCUCUGCUCCCACCACCCCACGGGGACAACCCGGCACCUCCCACGUCCCCUCCCAGGAUCAGCUCGGCACAAACUGUGGCCACCAGGGUGGGCCAGAGGACACGGGUGGGCAGGUGGCCCCUCUUCCGCAGGCUGCUGGAGAAAGGGCUCCUUGACUUGGUUGACUUAUGGGAUGAAGGGCCUGGGGCAGGGGAACGUGGUGGCAGCACGUGGAGGGAAGGGGCUGGAGCUGGGGAUGGGGCUGGCAGUGUCCCCAUGUCCCCCCAAGGGGGGUGGCAGUGACCCCAGAACCCCCCCAGGGGGGUGGCAGUGUCCCCACACCCCCACAAAUGGGUGGAAGUGUCCCCACGCCCCCACCAGGGAGGUGGCAGUGACCCCAGGACCCCCCCAGGGGGUCUGGCAGUGACCCCAGCACCCUCCCAAAGGGGUGGCAGUGUCCCCAGGACCCCCCCAAGGGGUCUGGCAGUGACCCCAGGACCUCCCACAAGGGGGUGGCAGUGUCCCCAGGACCCCCCACCCACCCCGAGCUCCAGCUCAUCCUGGAGCAGGGAUGGAUCCUGAGCCCCCACCCCAAGGUGCCUCCAGCCCCUUGUCCCACCUUCCUGGUCCCUGAUGCUGAACACGGGGUCCUGCCCCCCCAGCCCCCGCCCCCCAGGUCCCCCCAGGGUGGGUGUGACCCCCACCCCCCCACAUGUACAUAGAGGGUUUUUAAAUAAAGCUCUUUGCUCCCCA